Messenger RNA from Pseudophryne corroboree (corroboree frog), 2511 nucleotides. Its product is annotated as oocyte zinc finger protein XlCOF6-like. The record is from RefSeq and is a predicted model, not a curated record. The transcript is spliced from 7 exons. Gene Ontology annotation, molecular function: RNA polymerase II cis-regulatory region sequence-specific DNA binding; DNA-binding transcription factor activity, RNA polymerase II-specific. Gene Ontology annotation, biological process: regulation of transcription by RNA polymerase II. Lineage: Eukaryota; Metazoa; Chordata; Amphibia; Anura; Myobatrachidae. The coding region runs from base 130 to 2388 and encodes 752 amino acids.
ACACAGGAAAGGAGUUUUCAUCGAUUGCUGCAGCCUCCAGUUCUUGAAGAUCAGUCCUAGACGCUCCAGCUCUGAGGAUCGAGAGUCUCUAUUACACACCACACGUUCUGUAUUUUCGCUCAUUCACUCAUGAUGGAGACGGACAGCAGUCACAAGACUGAGAGGAUAAUAAAUAUCACCCUUGAGAUCAUCUACCUGCUGACUGGGGAGGCUUACACUGUAGUGAGGAAAACAUCUGCUGAGUGUAAGGCACCCAGCAGCCAUCCCUUUGUGUCAGGAGGACUGAGCAGGACCCAGAACCCCAUCAUGGUGCCUCCACCUCACUCACUGAUAUAUGAGAGACACAACGACCAGAAGAUCCUGGAACUCACCAACAAGAUCAUUCAGCUUCUGACUGGAGAGGAAAGGGAGUAUAUAGAGGAACACAGGGGUCUAUACAAGGACGUGAUGAUGGAGAAUCACCGGCCCCUCACAUCACUGGAUGGGCCCAGUAACAGAGAUACCCCAGAGAGAUGUCCCCGUCCUCUGUAUUCCCAGGAUUGUACAGAGGAGAAUCACAGGACCCCACAGGAGGAUCAGGGUGAAGAUGGGAGUAAUAUGAAUGCAGGAGAUAUAGAGGGAGAAGAAGAGACGUAUGUGACUGAUAUGAAGGCAGAAGAUAUAGAGGGAGAAGAAGAGACGUAUGUGACUGAUAUGAAGGCAGAAGAUAUAAAGGAAGAAGAAGAGACGUAUGUGACUGAUAUAAAGGCAGAAGAUAUAGAGGGAGAAGAAGAGACGUAUGUGACUGAUAUAAAGGCAGAAGAUAUAGAGGGAGAAGAAGAGACGUAUGUAACUGAUAUGAAGGCAGAAGAUAUAGAGGGAGAAGAAGAGACGUAUGUGACUGAUAUGAAGGCAGAAGAUAUAGAGGGAGAAAAAGAGACGUAUGUGAGGGGUGAUCAGCAGUGUAAGGAGGAGGAGAUCCCUACAGAUAUUAGCACAGAUGAAUGUAACAGAAGGAAUAUCUCUGAAGAAAAUCUAAUUUCAUCUUCAGGUUGUAAAACAGAAGAUGAUGACAUCACACAAGAUUCUCCUGGAGAAACCCCUACUGCUCUACUCGUACCUCCUGUACCUCAAAAUGUGCUUGUGUCAUGUGGUCCCUCUAAUCAAAGGGAAUGUUCUGAUAACACUGAUAUUGGGUCAUCUUCUACAGCUCUGACAGUAGAUAAAAUAUUUCCCUGUUCUAUAGAUGACAGAUGUUUUACACAGACCGCACAGCUUAUAACCAAUCAUCCAGCUAAGGGAGGUGAGAAACCAUUUCCAUGUUCUGAGUGUGGGAAAUGUUUUACACACAACUCACGUCUUGUUACACAUCAGAGAAGUCACACAGGUGAGAAACCAUUUCCAUGUUCUGAGUGUGGGAAAAGUUUUACCGAUAAAUCAAAUCUUGUUACACAUCAGAGAAGUCACACAGGUGACAAGCCAUUUCCAUGUUCUGAGUGUGGGAAAAGUUUUACACACAAGUCACAUCUUGUUGCACAUCAGAGAAGUCACACAGGUGAGAAGCCAUUUCCAUGUUCUGAGUGUGGGAAAAGUUUUACACACAAGUCAUAUCUUGUUGCACAUCAGAGAAGUCACACAGGUGAGAAGCCAUUUCCAUGUUCUGAGUGUGGGAAAUGUUUUACACACAACUCACGUCUUGUUAAACAUCAGAGAAGUCACACAGGUGAGAAACCAUUUCCAUGUUCUGAGUGUGGGAAAUGUUUUGCUGAUAAAUCAAAUCUUGUUACACAUCAGAGAAGUCACACAGGUGACAAGCCAUUUCCAUGUUCUGAGUGUGGGAAAUGUUUUACAUGGAAAUCACUUCUAUGUCUACAUGAGAGAAUACAUACAGGUGAGAAGCCAUUUCCAUGUUCACAGUGUGGGAAAUGUUUUACCAAAAAAUCAAAUCUUGUUACACAUCAGAGAAGUCACACAGGUGACAAGCCAUUUCAAUGUUCUGAGUGUGGGAAAUGUUUUACACACAAGUCAUGUCUUGUUAAACAUCAGAGAAGUCACACAGGUGACAAUCCAUUUCCAUGUUCUGAGUGUGGGAAAUGUUUUACACGGAAAUCACUUCUAUGCCUACAUGAGAGAAUACAUAUAGGUGAGAAGCCAUUUCCAUGUUCACAGUGUGGGAAAUGUUUUACCAAUAAAUCAAAUCUUGUUACACAUCAGAGAAGUCACACAGGUGACAAGCCAUUUCCAUGUUCUGAGUGUGGGAAACGUUUUACACACAAGUCACGUCUUGUUAAACAUCAGAGAAGUCACACAGGUGAGAGGCCAUUUCCAUGUUCUGAGUGUGGGAAUUGUUUUAGCGAUAAAUCAUCUGUUGUUAGACAUCAGAAACUUCACACACAUGAGAAUGUGUAGCAUGACAGUAAUCGAAUCUUGAUAAAACUAUACUUUAUUAACACUAGUUAAAAUUUGUAUAUAUGCAGAUGGAAAGUUAUUUAUCUUACAAAUAAAUCUAAUUUCUCACAUGUUUUUGUUAAA